CAGUCAAUAGUACGCUGACCGACCCCUCCGUAGGACGACAAAAAGACAGCAGCGGCAUCUACACGAAAAGCACAUAAGCGCCGCGCCGCAUGGCCGCAGUCCAGUUGAAGACUAGCUGUUCUACAAACGAAGCGGCCGGCAACAAACAUGCACUGCUGAGGGCGGCACGCCCUUUCCUUACAACAUGCCGCAUAGUGGGACUGGUCCCUAUUGUUGUAGAUGCAAACGUCAACGCUGGGCCCGAGGCAGUGACGCUGAAGAGGACGCUGGCGACGACAGUACACUCUUGUACCGUGUUAUUGCUCACUCUGACCAUGCUGAUCUGGAUGCUCUGCUGCAUUCUGCCCAUGAAAGAGUACUCGCCGGCCAUGUGUGCCUACUGCGUCACGUACGUCCUGGGGUUCCUCCUCCCAGUCGAGGCCAUCGCCGCCGAUCUCCUGUGUAACGUGUCCAAGUACGGUCGCUUUCUAAGACUGAUCGCCGAAUUCGACACCACUAUGCCUCCACUUGUUGGCAUUAGUGCUGAGUCCACAUUUGAAAUUUUGAUAAGCAAAUCUCAGUUUGCACGAAGUUGCCCUGGUGAGACGUACUUUCCCGGCUGUAUUGUGCAGACUGUGUAA
This is a messenger RNA of Schistocerca serialis cubense, 620 nucleotides long. RefSeq lists its product as uncharacterized. NCBI's taxonomy places the organism in Eukaryota, Metazoa, Arthropoda, Insecta, Orthoptera, Acrididae. The transcript has 3 exons. The coding region runs from base 90 to 620 and encodes 176 amino acids. The record is from RefSeq and is a predicted model, not a curated record.